UUUGUGCAAAGCAACGAGUUAUAAGAUGGCCCUUGGAAGCAUUGGAAGAAGAAGCAUUCGCAAUGAAAUGGUUAACGCAGCAGGAGACAAUCCCAGUUUCCGUGGUCGCAAAGUUGUCAAGCCAGCAUACGAGGAAAGUCUUCUGAACGUGGAAAUGGCGGAGAGACAGACUGCAGUUGGUGGUGGUGGUGGUGCGGGUUCACACGAGACACGCUACUUUGGAGGUCUCAUUGGGAACAAGGAGAUUUUUGUGAUGACCAUGAUUUCGGUCGCCUUGUAUUUGAUCGAGGGAGAGCAUGCACAGGUUGUGUGCACGGCGUUGACUUCUGUGCCUCCAGCAAUCUUCUCGUAUAAAGUGUUGAUGAAUCCGAAGAGUUCGAAAGAAGGAUAUCACUCCAUCCUAUUCUACUGGACACUUUACGGUAUCCUUGCUGUGAUUGAUCAAUUCAUCGGAUCCCCGCAAGGAUACAAUCUCAUCAAGGGUGGACUUCUCGGAGCAGUCUUCAUCCAUGCGUUCCGCUCGAAUCCGGAUGCAAUUCCACCUUCAUGGAAGCUAUUUGUCAAUCAGGCGACUGUCGAAAUGCUCACUUCAGUGUAUACUCGUUACGAUUCUCAAGGAUUCUACCAGCAAACUGAAUCGUCUGGAUUUGAGCCAAGAUCGCCCACAAUCACCCAUUUCUCGGAUGUUGAGUCUGAAUAUAUGGUUGAUAUGGAGCAAGAGCCGCUGGAUGUGAGCACUGCCGUCAGCUUCCUCCCUUCAUUGGCAAUGCAAACCACUCAAAAUGUGUCUCCAGACUAUGUCUACAACACUGCAGCACCAAAGACUGAACCACUUGAGGAAGAAUCUGUUGAACCAUGCUCCACAAUUCGAAUCAACCAUCAGAAGAAAAACUUUGAAACAAUGUCAGCAAUGACUGUGACUUGUGGUGGAGCCGCGGAUCUUGUUACAGUUCCAUCGGAUAGAAUCACGUUUAGUGCAGAGCUCCGCGAGUUGACAAUUCAAGUGACGAAUAUCUCCCAGCUUCAUGUCAUGUUUGCUCUGAAGACCAACGCGGACACUCAUCUCAUUGCUGCUCCAACCACCGGAAUUAUUUUGAGCGGACAAAGCAUGGGUAUUCGUGUCGGUGUCACUGACAACUUCUUCAAAACUUGUGCCGAUCCUGGAAAAUCUAUUGAUAAACUCGCCAUUGACUACGCCUCGAUCCCUCAACAAUUGUCAUCUUCAGUUUCCAAGUUUUCUCCACAAUUCUUCCAAUCGCAAAACCGUCGUCGCCAUGCAAUUCGUGUCUUCUAUCAAUAAGCAUCCACAAAGAUCUCUUAUUUUUUUCACUUUUCCGCGUUCACGAAUUCCUUCCCAAUGUUUUGUUCUCUUUUGUGGCAUCAAUAAACUGGAGAUUUCUUUU
Messenger RNA from Caenorhabditis elegans, 1403 nucleotides. It is a transcript of the gene Y48B6A.5, whose product is annotated as Major sperm protein. The transcript has 6 exons. Bases 26 to 1300 code for a protein of 424 amino acids. Gene Ontology annotation, cellular component: cytoskeleton; pseudopodium. NCBI's taxonomy places the organism in Eukaryota, Metazoa, Nematoda, Chromadorea, Rhabditida, Rhabditidae. The record is from RefSeq and is marked reviewed.